Messenger RNA from Alosa alosa (allis shad), 2102 nucleotides. Its product is annotated as aftiphilin-like. Bases 131 to 1009 code for a protein of 292 amino acids. Lineage: Eukaryota; Metazoa; Chordata; Actinopteri; Clupeiformes; Clupeidae. Gene Ontology annotation, biological process: intracellular transport. Gene Ontology annotation, molecular function: clathrin binding. Gene Ontology annotation, cellular component: trans-Golgi network membrane; AP-1 adaptor complex. The record is from RefSeq and is a predicted model, not a curated record. The transcript has 8 exons.
GGAUGGAUGCCGGGGAGGAGUGGGCUGCCUUCGGGGAGCCUCCGGUGGAUGACCAGGCAGGUGCAGCUGGAGAUGGGGAUGGCUGGGCGGCGCCGGGGAGGCCCAGACCGAGACCACCGACCUGUCUGAGAUGGAGGAACCCCAGUGGCAGGACGGGGCAGCAGUCACAGUCCCCACCUUUGGCAGUCCACACACCAGCAGGAGGGAGAGUCUGACGGCAUCUCUGAGCUCCAGAGUCCAGAGGCUGUUCCAGGCCAGUUUCCCCCACGUGGAGGCUCCUCAGGUCGGGGAGGAGAUCCCAUCACUCAAGGUCUUGCUGGUACCCCAGGAGCCUGAGCCCAGGCAGGAGCAGAAAAACCAGACCCCUUCCUUUUCUCAUCGGGAACCACAGGACAUGUGGUGGCACCUGCAGGAGAUCCACAGCGCCUUCAGCCUCAAGUUCUUAUGGGGAGGUUCCCAUAGCAACAAGCAGCUGCUCCGCUCCCUGGCCAUGGACACCAGAAACAUUGUGUUUGCUGGCCAGAAGAAACAGCCAGUACUAGUGCCCACAUAUGCUGCCAGCUUGGGAAUGCUAGAGCCCACCAAAGAUCCAGUGAACACCUCCUCAGCUGCUGGGCCAGUGGCUGCCUCAGCACAAGCACCUUCUGGAGCUCCAGACAGAGACGCCCCGUCCAAACCCACGCAGGAGGUGCUGGCGAGCGUGCAGCCUGACUGGAGCAGCAGUGGCCUUAAACCCCCUGUGGAUGGUGUGGAUCCAGAGUUGUAUGAACUGACCACAGCCACACUGGAGUCCAGCAACACUGGAAAAAAUGUUGCUGACGCCUUCACACGCCUGAUGUCAACUAUAGAUCAAAACAGCACAUCCACCAGGAGGCCCGUGAGGGAUGAGAACCUGAGCGAGGAGGCGGCGCGUGUUCUCAGCGGCCUCCCCAACCUGUCCUUCAUGCGGGCCAAAGUGCUCAUGUUCCCCAGCAUCCUGGCUCCACAGCCUCCGGACUCGCCCUCAUGACCGCCCAGUCUGCCUCACACACAGUGACCUUUUUAGGUCACAUGCUGGUUAUGUCACUCUGUCUAUGUCUGUCUUCUUCUUCUUCUUCUUCUUCUUCUUGUUUGUCUCCUUUCUCCUCUCUUUGUUUUGAUUUUAGUAUUGUAUAAUUGUUUCUCUUCUGUUCUUUUGACUUUGUCAUUAUAAAAGGUGUAUUUAUUAUUAAUAUGUGCAUUGGUUUCUCAACAGACAUUAAUGUAACAGAUAUCUAGUAUAAAGCAAUAUCAUAGCCAGUUUAGAAGGCCUUUUAAGCUGUCAUUUAUGUAACAUGCACAAACAUUCAUUUACAUAACUGACUGUACACAAUGAAUCCAUAACUUUGUGUAAUAAGGUUCACAUGCUCCAGAGAGGUAUCGGAUAUAAUAUAAGUAUUCCAGGCAAUGUUGUUGUUUUCAUCCUCUCAGAGUUUCUAUUUGUAGAAAGGCCAUCAUCUUUCCAAAUCUGUUGCUUGGGGGAAAACAUCAGAACUUAAUCCAAAGCUUUUAUUCAUGUCAUCAAAACAAUUAAAUAUCAGCACGGAACAUUUCCCAUUAUUUUUCACUGUUUUUCCUGUUGCAUUCUCAUUGAUCUUUAUUUUGGCAUGCCUCUGGUUCUUCCUUUCGAUAGAGCUACAUGAAUCCAUCCAUAUAUGUAACAAAAGGGAAAACAGACCAAUAUUCUCCUCUGGAUUCUUUUUUGUACUUGUUUGUGAAUUAUUUUUUUUAUUUUUAUUUUUUCCAUCUUUGUUUCCGAUAUUCUGUACGUUUGUUUCUCCCUAGUCGUAUCACUGGAUGUUUUAAGAGGGACUUAUUGCACAAUAAUAUAAUGGAUAAAAUGGAUGUAAUCAGAGUUCAUUGGUGCUUUAGAACCAUGUGUUGUGAAUUCAACUCCUUAGAAAAAAAAAACAUAAGAAAGAAAGGAGAGAGAGAAAAUCUUGCUUCGAGGGUCCAUUGGAAAAUGGUCCUAUACUUGAAGAACCUAUGAGAGGGUUUCACAACCUGUCUGUGAUCUUUUUCCAGACCCAGUGUGUGAGAUUUUAUUUUUAGUAUUUAACACAUUAAACAGAAGCCUUAAAUGA